CCCCAACCUCCAUCCCCUUGGGCUUGGGUCUCGCGAUUUCUCGUGUUAACAUGCGAGAAAAUCGCCAUUUUGAUACUUCCUAUUCGUAAUGAAAAUGAGCUACCCACCCGUGUCAUUGUAUGUUCCAUCAUGAAAUCUGUAACUACGUCUGUCAUUGGAUAAGACUUCUCAAGCAAUUUUGGCUGCUUGUUAAGUAGCCAGGAAAAUGCCGCUGACAAAACGCAUUAUUGAACCGGUCAACAUCAGCCGGGUUCAUGUACCUUCACAGAGCAUCCGCAAUGAGCUGGAGUGUGUGACAAACCACACACUUGCGAAUGUGAUCCGUGAGCUCAGUAGCCUGAGCAAGCAUGCAGAAGAUAUGUUUUGCGAGUUAUCACAAGAAACCAUAGCUGUCUUCAGUCGAGCCACACAGCUUCAGCGUCGCAUAGAAGAUGUGCAAGAGAAAGUUACACAGUUGAAUGCAACAGUUGAAGAAGUAAAUCUGCAGGACAUUCACUUGAGAAAGCCCUUUAAGAGCUCUGUGAUGAAGGAACAGCAGGUCAUCUCGCGCAGUACUAUUCCUCGCUCCAUCCUUGACAUCUACAGCAAAUGUGACACUCCACCAGCACUUGAUAAACUAAACACGUUCAGGGAGGAUGGAAAAGACAGUAUGAAGUUCUACACAGAUCCCACCUAUUUUGUGGAGUUGUGGGUACAGGAAAUGGACAAGCAAAUCCAGGAGAACAAGACUGAACUCAGCAAAAAGCGUGAACGACGACGAAGGCCUCGUACACAUGUAGAGCAGAGAAGACCACGGGAGAUUCAAAACAGCAAAGAGAAAUGGAAGCAGCAAGCACAGGGAGUGGAAUUCUCAGAUUAUCAGGUGGGUAAUGUUCAUGAGCGUAUUCAUGGACAACCGAAGGAAGUGCAGAAUAUGAGGGACACCGCUGCGCUUCCACAACCUGGUUCCCAGCUCCAUCCUGACCAUCAGGUGCAGCCUAUAUCUCCUCGGCCAGCCUCACUCAAAGUUAACCAUGCUCCACAUUCUAAUCAGUACCAGCAUUCAAACCAGACACAACCGCAGUACAUUGAUGGCCAUGAGCCCAUAGCUAAUGGGCCUUACACGCAGCAGUACUCAAAUUUUCCGCAGGGCACAGAGCUUCCCAGCAACCACUACAAUCCUAUGCCACCAUCUCAGAUGGAUAUCCAACACAAUGCCAGUGCAGUCCCUAUUGGCUAUCCCAAUCAUGAUGCCCACACCACUUCGUCGGCCAAUGCUCCUUAUUCCCCUGAACACUCACGUAACCUGCACAAUAACAGGCAGUCAAACCUGCGUAAUCUUGGUAGUCCUCAGGGCCGACCUUCUGCACCCCCACCUGCUCCUCCACCUAUACGGGGGCAGAGUCCAGGGUCACGAGAAUCUCUUCCACCUCCUCCACUACCACCACCUCAACUGGAGGACCAGCAGGUCACAAUCCAGCAGUACCCACCUCCUCAGCCCCCAAGUCUGCCAGAAAGCAUGGGUUCUCCUGGUAUGAAUAGGGUUCAGAAAGGCUCUCAGCGCUCCUCUCCAGCUCGGCAGCCUCCGGUGCAUUCAUCCUCACCACUGCGUGCAACUCCAGAACAACUCCCACCACCCCCGCCUUCUCCUCCACCACCCAUCUUAGAUGGACUGGUGACAGACGCUUAUACACACUUACCACCACCACCUCCAUCCCCUCCCAUGAUACCCCAGCCCAUUGCUGAACCACCUCCACCCCCACCACCACCGCCUCCCCUUCCCCCACCACCGCCACCCAUGUUUCAGGGCAUUAUGAAUGGGCCUGCAGACCAAGUGGACUCCGCAUCUGUGUCCUCAGGUUCCACUUCCACUGGUGGUCGUGAUGACCCCAAGCAGGCGCCACAGGGCACUGACCGUAGUGCCUUGCUAGCAGAAAUCAUUCAAGUGGACAGAAACAAGCGUCUUCGAAAAGUUGAGGCACGGGAGGAGAAAAAGAAGCAGUCAUUUGCUGGAGGAUUUGACAUUCAAGCUUUGAUGGAAAGAGCACGAGAUAUGCGUCGGCGAGUAAUUGAGGAUAGUGACGAAGAAGAGGAUGAUGCAGGGUCUGCAGAGGAGGACAAUUGGGAGUCAGACUGACAAAACAGCUGUUGAUAAAUAUGGAACAAAUCUGACCAUGUUUGCUGUUUUGACUUCAGAUGUGAACUGACAGCAAGCACAGAAGUGGACCAGGAUCUGUGAAAUUUUCAGGUUAUAGAGAUCUGGCCAGCCUAUAUCUUUGUUUGCAAGCUGACCUUACUUAAUCCAAUACAAGUCAAAGUGUAUACAAGUGUUAUAUCUGCUGUCUGAGUGAACUAGCUUAACUGAAGCUAAAACUGGAUGGAGACGAGGUGCCACUUGAGUCGGUCACAUGCAGUAAAGCUUAUAUGAUUUUGAAUGAAAAGAAAAAUGCCAUUUGGAAGAGUGUCUGAGUCCAGAUGUCUGAUAACUAGUAAGGACAGCUGCUGUGCUCACUUGCCUUCACUCAAUCCAAGGUUUAUGCAAGCAUGCCCAUGUGUCACUGCCAGGUGUGCACCAGCAGGUGGCAUUAUAUGUUCUUGAUGUUGGCAUUUUAUUUAUAUCUGAAUAGUUGAUAAUAGAAUGCAAGAUAAUAUUAGCUACAAAGUGUUUGAAGACAUCCAGUAACCUCGUGGGAUAGAAGAAGAAUGUUGAUGGGUUUUUUUUUAAGAUGCCAAUUAAGUCAGUUGGUUCCCUCGACUCAUACUUGUGCUUUUCAAGUAUCUGACAGAGUUUCAGUUUAGUGAGCAGCCUCUGAAUUUUUUCUUUAUUUGUUUCCAUGUUUUCUUCUUUCUCUAAAGAGCUAAGUGCAUGACUAAAAAGUAACCAGAAAAGUGAAGUCAUUGGAGUGGGUGGGGGUGAAACAGAAAAACAGCUAUUGAGAGAGACCAACAGCUACCAGCACUUAGCAGUUGUAACUUUCACAACAAUGAAAGGUCUUUGUGUGAAACGCAUGCUUUUCUUCAGAUUUGUGUGGUUUCUUUUUUCAUCUUAUGUUUUGGAUAUGCAGAUGGCAAGAAUAUUGGUUUGCAGUUUCUCUCACUCCAUCUGUUUGGAGUAAAAUGGCUGCGUGUCAUUUUGUUGUUGCAGAAUGUCUGUUGUGAUGUUCUGCUGUAUGAUUGUGAUCAGAGACUGCACAGAAUGGCAGGUAACCAGAGGAGAGCAUUUUGAAAAUGUCUAAAGUACUUCUUACUGACUUUGUUGGGCAUUUCCUGGUUCAUGUUUCUGUUAACUGUAUCGAGCGAGCUACAGGAACUCAUGAGUAUCAUUUGUAAAACUGGUAGUGUGUAUGGGAUAGAGCAGUGUAUAGGGGAUAGAGUAGUGUGGUCAGAAGUUUUAGGUUGGAUACAGCAGUUAUAAACCUGCUAUAAUGUCUUGAAACAAGAAUGUAUUCAGCUUUAGCUUGCUAGGGCAUAAAUGUGUGCAAUUGUAGAUGAUAAUUGUGAUUGAUAAGAGUUGUCUUCUCUGCAAAGAAUUGCUCUUAGUAAUGGAUAUGUGGCUGUUUCAUGGGACUCAUGCUCUCUUCUGCACGGUUACAGGCUUGUGGUGAAAGCUGGAUGCAGAGGAGAAAUAAUAGCCUUGAUUCUCCCCAUCCAGCUUCAAAACUUUCAACGCUAUUGCCUUCAACCAUCCUGUAUUUGUCGUGUUGCUCUGAUUUAUAAUCCUCUGAUUGAAAUCACACAUGCACUGCUAGGCUAUGUGGAAUCAAGUAAGUUAAAGCGUGUGCCAUGUAGAUAAAAUAGCACUUGUUAAAGGUGAUACUGUUGCAGCUGCUGCUAUACAUAUAAGUGUAGCAAAGUAACAACACUUGUAUAAUUGUGUAUUGUCUUGUUCCCAUAUUAUCAGGUGCAAAACUAGUUUUCAAUCAAAAGUUUCUAGAGUCCAGCUUUGGCAUUACUGCUAUGCACAGACUUAGGCUAUUGACUGCAGGUGAUAAAACAAAAGGCAAAUGAGGAUUACCAGAGAGUGUAAUGUUUAUAAGAAAAAAAAACCUUUAUUUUGUAGCGAAGCUUUAAUAAUUUACCUUAUAUUAUUUCAGUGGAUGUUAAAGAUCUUUGCACUUAAGAUUGUUGGGAAUAUUUAAAAAGUUUAGUUUUGCUUUCUGUAUUUUGUUGGCUUCUGCAAACAAUAAUAAUUUGCAUUAUAAAUGAUGAUGAUACUACUUGUGUUCCAUAAUAUUUGCUCCACAAACCUGUUUACUUGCUAUAGACAAGUUUAUCUGGUGUAUUAUGUUAAUCAGAAGUCAUAGUUUCUAGACAGUAGGAUAUGUUCUAUGAAAUGUUUCCAAGAACAGUAGUUCUUGUAACAUCAAGAAUUGUUUGACACAUCAGCAACAGGUCUGAUCGUGCCUGGCUUGCCUUUGGUAAACAUGGUAUUCUCUCAUUUAGAGAGUGAAAUAAUAAAUGUUCUGUGUGUGUGUGGGUAGAUAGGGUGUGUGUGUGUGAGGGGGUAGAUAGGUGUGUGUGUGUACAUUGGGGUGCAAUGAAUGAGUGCAGCACACAUUUUAAUCUAUUGAUUUAAAACUUUAUUAUUAUCAUCUUUCAGUGCAGCAGUUUGUAUGCAUGUGCAUUCUUUUUGAUAUUGUAUAUUGUACAUAUUUCUGCCGUUUUCUACCAAAUAUUAGGAGUAGUAAAUACUUUUGUCUUGAUCUCUUUGGAGAUGCUAUUCAUGCCAUGGGUCGUUUAGGGUCAUCUCACUGUACUCUUGUCUUUAUUGGUUGAGACAGCUGGACUGUUGCCCCAAUGCGGCUUUUUUAAAAUCUCUGUAACGAUCUGUCGGGAAGAUGGAUCAGGUCAUAAUUAUUUUGUAAGUUGCUGCUUUUUUUCCUUUGAAAGGGAGAGCAUUUUUAUUAACAGUAUGAUUAGAAUAAAGAAUUAAGCCAGAACUGUUGACAACAGUUGGCAAAUUUUAAAAAGAUUAUAAAUACUCAUGGAUUGAUUAAGGAAUAAAAAUUUGUCUGGUAUUGUUUCUUGAAUAGAUUUGUGCACUCACAGCAUGGAGUGUGAGUUUUCUCUGGUUCUGGCUCCUGCUGGUAAGAAAACAAUUGUUGUAGAAGAUGCGAGGGAAGAGUCUGUGAUAUUGUGGGACAUACGGUUGGUCUUAAAAGGGCUACACCUGUAGAAGACUUUAAGAAAAUUAUGUUAAAUAUUAGUUAAUGUAAUGAAUUUAGAGCAUACUCUAGAUCUUGGCUAUUGCUUAUACAUAUAUCAGUAUGUGAAAUGAAUAAUUCAUUGUCCAGGACUUUUUUUCACUUAGAAGCACUUAACCCAAAUCUUUGAGACAAUUUGGGUGAAUAAAAUUCAGUUGUAUUUUAUAAUUUUUCAUAGAAGUUAGUAAAAGAAGUUGUUUAUGAUUUUAAAAUUGUAAAAUAUUCCUCGAAGAAUGAGCAAGAAGAAAUGCUUAAUAGGAUGUUAUUUGGAAAUGUCUCAUAUUCUGAUGCUAUGGAGCAUGUUGCUGGUUUCAAGUUCACUUGGUCAUGUGACUGCAAAUCUUUUCUUGCCCUUCCUGCUGUGCUAAGUCGCUGAUUUUGAUCAGGGAAGGUAAAGGACAAUGAAAGGUUAGAGAAGAAUUUCACUUUUUCAUGCCAAGACAUAGUGAACAUAGUUCCCACAGAUGCUACUUGCUGUGGGACCUUGGCCUUUUAUUGAUUGUAUGAAGGCAGGUGCCAUAGCAUACACUUAUAACAAGUUUGUCUCCUUCAAAGACAAGGUAUUUAAAAGUAAACUUAAGAUCUGGGGGUAAAGAGCUGGGUCUUAAUAUUACAGGCAUUGAAGAGGAUGCUCUAGGCUAAAUGAAUUGUCACAAUAUUUAUGUACUAGCUGUCUUUUUGUGAGUGGUGAUGAAAAUAAGGGGAAAAAACUUGUAAAAAAUGUCCCUGUAUCUUUAGCACAUCUUGUCCCCACAUUUUUAUCUCACCUCUUAAAGAUCUGCAUCUCAGUUUCUGGCUUUGGGAAUUCUGUAAUUGUGCAACAGAAAAAAAGUCUUGAUUUUAGCUGUGGUUGCAACUGAGUUUUUGUCAUUUAUUGUAAAAUAUUCAGGAUGGCAUUAGUUUUGUAACUACAAAGAGAACAACUGUACUUUAGCUGGUUGAAUUGUGUGGUCACUCAGAAAGAAAAAUUGUUUUACUCUGCAUUUCUGAUAUACAGUUCCCAUUCAAAUUUCAGAUUUUGAUCAUAAAAAAAGUGUUGCAAGUGGUGUGGCUUUGUUGUAAAUAGCUAGUUAACAUCCGUCAGAAUGUGCUGACUUUGAUUUUGAUUAGAUUUUUUUUUUAAAUUGAUCGGUCCAUGGGAAUCAUGGCUAGAAGUUACCAUAUUUCAAACAUCAACAUUCAUUUGAUGUUUUUAUUUUCCAACAGUUUUAGGCCUCACACAGUAUAGCUUACUUAGCAACUGUAGGGAGGACUACAGGCAAACAAAGCACUCUAAUGGGUAUAGUGAGAACCUAGGAUAAAUGUGAUAUUGUGAAGUGCAGUAACUCACAUCUGACAAACUCCUAUUGUUGCAGGCUUUGUGAAUCUUGGCUGUGAAACAGUGUUCUGGAGUUGAGUGAAAGGAAGUGUGAUAUUUAUGUUCGACAGACAUGGUUUUCAGCAAAUACUGAGUGAAUUCAUCGAGCUGGAACAUCUGGUGAACAGGUUCUGUGGGAGUGUUGGAUAUAUUUUGAAUAUCAUUACUAAAGCCAUGCACAUCUUCGUGCAUUUGGGUGGCCUGCAUUCAUUGUUUUGGGUAGAAUACUUAACUAAAACAACUAUGUUUUGUAAAAUUUCAAAAAGAAAGUUUUGCUGCAUUCUUUACUAUCAGCUUCAUGCAUGUGGGUAAGAUAUUUCAAGUAAACACAUGCACCUGCAAAAGUCUUUUCACUUGGCAUAACUACUGUUCAUACCUUGCCUACAGUGUACCGGCUACAUCUCUUGUCCACAUGGCUCAGUCUUGGACCAGACACGGCUCAGUGUGUGUGCCGAUUUUAGUGCGUUGGACUGCAGGACCUCGGCUAGUAGUCUGCGGUCUCUCAAAGUGUAUAUCUCAGAAAGAGGAGCAGGUUACUGUCAAAGCACUUGUUUGCGCUCGUUGUCUACUUAGAUUGUGGACACGUUUUGUAGGGUCCUGGGAUGACUUGAGGAUAACGGGGCAGAUUAGUUGCAUACAGAUGAGGAAGCGAAGGUUAGCGGUUGUGCCAGGGACGAGUUUAUUGUAGUCGCCAUGGUGACGGGCAAGAAGACUGACACUCCCUGCCUCUCUGGCCAGGAACCCGAAAAUAUGGUCCAGCCCUCAGUACUCUCAUCACUCACCUUCCCUUCCAAAUUGAAUUCGGGUGCCAGAUUGGGGAUUUGAACCUGACCUGCGGGUUCCGCCUGUUGACGUUUACUGUCUGGUGCUUGGUGUUGCUACAAACUGAUGUUUUGUGUGAAUACUGCAUUACCGUGUGCGUGCAUGUUGGCGUGCAUUGCAUGUACGUGUUUACGUGUGUUUUAUCGGGGUUCCUUUUUUGUUUGUCACUUGAUAUUGUGUUCUCACCUUGAAACUUCAGUGUGUUUUUUUUUUUUUUUUUUUUUGAAUAAGGCAAAUCUCGAGUAAGAAAGCAAAACCCAGACAGAACUGUAUUUCUGAAAAACGUCAGAUGGUUAUCGUGUUUCUUUUUGCCACAUGCAUCAUGUUCAGUUUUGGGGGGAAGGGUCAUUGGAUGCCAGAUUUUGAAAGUUGUUUUUUUUUUUUUAACCACUUCUUUCAUUUAUGCGCACACUCAUUAGCAUGCACGUGUCCGCCCACGCACGCACACACAUGCAUGCUGGUGCAUCUACGUGUACGCACAUGUGAGAUAGCUGUACAUCACAACUCUUGUUCAUGACCCUAGCACAACAGCCAGAAAGAGUGGAUUCGUAGCACUCUACUACUACUACUGUACACAAGAGUGUUUCCUUAUUAUUUAGUCUUUUAUCUCCACUGAUGUGUGCUGUUCUCUACCGUACUGCUUGCCAGUUUCUCUGACCACUGUACAGGUAUUUUGUAAUUGGCUGUAUACCAAACUUGCUCACAUGUACAGGUGUAAUAAAUGUAGACAUUUAUUCAGCAAUAAA
Messenger RNA from Pomacea canaliculata, 8108 nucleotides. Its product is annotated as wiskott-Aldrich syndrome protein family member 2-like. NCBI's taxonomy places the organism in Eukaryota, Metazoa, Mollusca, Gastropoda, Architaenioglossa, Ampullariidae. The record is from RefSeq and is a predicted model, not a curated record. The transcript has 8 exons. The coding region runs from base 206 to 2116 and encodes 636 amino acids. Gene Ontology annotation, cellular component: SCAR complex; cytoskeleton. Gene Ontology annotation, biological process: positive regulation of Arp2/3 complex-mediated actin nucleation; actin cytoskeleton organization. Gene Ontology annotation, molecular function: actin binding; Arp2/3 complex binding; protein kinase A regulatory subunit binding.